Iphiclides podalirius (scarce swallowtail) is the source of this 1398-nucleotide messenger RNA. The record is from the annotation of a GenBank genome assembly. NCBI's taxonomy places the organism in Eukaryota, Metazoa, Arthropoda, Insecta, Lepidoptera, Papilionidae.
AUGGAUAUAAAAAAGAAAAAUAAGUUUUGUUUAAAAAGAAUACCAUGUUUGUUUAAAAAAUAUAAGUUGUUCUUAUUAUUGACGAUGGUUUUUGAUCACGCAAGGAACAUUUAUGGGCAACCGGUUCGGCCAAAUAUAGUUCUUAUAAUCGCUGAUGACAUGGGCUGGGAUGAUGUCAGUUUCCAUGGUUCAGAUCAGAUCUUGACACCGAAUAUUGAUAUGUUAGCUUACACGGGGGUUGCGCUUGAACGUUACUACAGCCAUUGUAUCUGCACUCCUACGCGGUCUGCCUUGCUUACUGGAAAAUAUUCUUAUGUUACAGGUAUGCAAGGAUAUCCUCUUACGAAUAGUGAAGAUAGGGGCUUACCAGUAACGGAAAAGAUUAUGCCGCAAUACCUAAAAGAUCUAGGCUAUGCCACACAUCUCGUUGGGAAAUGGCAUGUGGGGCAGUCACGGACCGCUUUUCUACCAACUAUGCGCGGAUUUGAUACUCACUAUGGACAUAGAGGUGGUUUCAUAGAUUACUACGAAUAUACUCUUCAAGAGGCGGAUGAGACAGGUGAGGAGGUGUCUGGAUUAGGCUUAUUUAGAAACAUGAGUGCUGCGUGGGAAGAUGAAGGUUAUGUAACUGAUCUUUACACAAAGGAAGCUAAAGCAAUAAUAACAUCACACGACGAAUUAGCACCAUUGUUUUUGACCGUUGCUCAUAAUGCCCCGCACUCGGGAAAUGCCGCGGCUGUACUACAAGCUCCAGCAGAAUAUGUCCGAUCUAUGCGUCAUAUCGAAUCGCCACAGAGGCGAAUUUUUGCAGCAAUGGUAAAAAAACUAGAUGAAAGUGUAGGGGAAAUUGUCAAUGCUCUAUUAGAUAAAGGAAUUCUAAAUAACACUAUCAUAGCAUUCAUAUCGGACAAUGGUGGAAUGACUACAGGCGACUCGAUGAACUAUGCAUCUAAUUGGCCUUUGCGGGGCAUUAAGAUGACUCCAUUUGAAGGAGGCAAUCUUAGAGGGAUCAUAGGAAGAAACCCGCCUUAUCUUGAUUCUUUACAAAACAGUAUUGUUUACAAGGUUCUUAGAAGGAUAGAUAAACCUUUCAACUUUAAAAAAAUGGAAAUAAGAGACGAAAUAAAGGUCAUCUGCAAUAAAGUAAAAAGUAAAGAAAAUGAUUUAUGCUACCCACAAAAUAAUUAUUGGUGUUUGUUCAACAUAAAAGAAGAUCCAUGUGAAGUUCACGAUGUCUCUGCCAAAAAUCCUCGUAUUGUUCACAAUAUGAUGACGCGUCUUCGCAAAGAAUUGGAAAGAGUUAAAUCAAGAAAUAAAACUAUAUAUAGAGAUCCGAGAUCUUUCCCACGUUUACAUAACUAUUCAUGGGAUAUUUGGGCAGAUAACAUAGCGAUGGCA